ACCAUGUCCACGUCCCCCCACUGUCUGCCCCAGCAGCUCUGUGGCACCAGGCGGAAGCGGGUUUGCACCCUGUUCAUCAUCAGCUUGAAGUUCAUGUUUUUCAUCUCCAUCGUGAUCUACUGGCACGUUGUGGAAGAGCCCAGGAACCCGAGACAGCUCUCUAGCCUGCCCUUCGACGUGCCCUGCCCCCGCCUCCAGCCCCCCGCCCUGUCCCCCAGCAGCCCCCCUCCCCGCAACAUCUUCUUCCUGGAGACUUCCGACCGCACUGACCCCACCUUCCUGUUCCUGUGCUCCGUGGAGUCAGCGGCGCGCGCGCACCCCGAGGCCAGCGUGCAGGUCCUGAUGCAGGGGCUACGGGGCAGCGACGCCUCCCUGCCUCGGCGCCAUGGCCUGUCGCUGCUACGCUGCUUCCCCAACGUGUGGCUGCGGCCACUGGACCUGCCCGAGCUGCUCCAGGGCACGCCCCUGGCGGCCUGGCACGCGUCGGCCUGGAGGCGCUGGGAGCCCUACCGGCUGGCGGUGCUGUCCGACGCUGCGCGCCUCGCGCUCCUGUGGAAGUUCGGAGGCGUCUACCUGGACACCGACUUCAUCGUCCUCAAGAGCCUGCAGAACCUGACCAAUGUGCUGGGCAAGCAGUCCCGCGACGAGCUCAACGGCGCCUUCCUGGCCUUUGAACGCCACCACAAGUUCCUGGCGCUGUGCAUGCGCGACUUCGUGGCGCACUACAACGGCUGGGUCUGGGGCCGCCAGGGCCCGGAGCUGCUCACGCGCGUCUUCAAAAAGUGGUGCGCCAUGCGCAGCCUGGGCGACAACAGCAUCUGCCACGACAACAGCACCUGCCGCGGCGUCAGCGCGCUGCCCUGCGAGGCCUUCUACCCCAUCCCCUGGCCGGACUGGCAGAGGUACUUCGAAGAUGUCAGCCCCGCCGAGCUGCCGCGCCUCCUCCAUGCCACCUACGCCGUGCACGUGUGGAACAAGAUGAGCCAGGGCACGCGCCUCGAGGCCACCUCCCGGACCCUGCUGGGCCAGCUCCAGGCGCGCUACUGCCCCACCACCCACGCAGCCAUGAAGAUGGUCUCCUGA
Molecule: messenger RNA, 1083 nt
Organism: Talpa occidentalis (Iberian mole)
Lineage: Eukaryota; Metazoa; Chordata; Mammalia; Eulipotyphla; Talpidae
Product: lactosylceramide 4-alpha-galactosyltransferase-like
Exons: 1
Coding region: 4-1083 (359 amino acids)
Biological process (GO): protein O-linked glycosylation
Molecular function (GO): acetylglucosaminyltransferase activity
Source: RefSeq, a predicted model, not a curated record